AUAUCGAUUUACGGCAAGAAAAGCAAAGGACUAUAAACGGGGAGGCCCUCUCACGCAACGUCUGCAAUUAUAUAAAAAUUAGUAUAUCUAGUAAAAUCUCAAUACAUAUGUAGCUAUAUAUUUUUCACUAGCAAAUCGUUGAAUGAUUGAAAUUGGAACCGGCGAGGGAAACACGCCAAAGGAGAGAGAGAAGAUGCUGUGAUACGUUUACUGGCAGUGAUAGAGCGAGAGGGAGGGAGGGGGAGGGUGAUACGGAAAAGAUGGUUGUUUUGCAAGGGGUGCAUCUUUCUUCAAAAAAAAUCGCUACAGUGUGGCUGUUGGACAUAACAUAUAUUUUCACUUUACAAAGAAACUUCAAAAUGAUCAGAUUUUGACAGACGUGGAUAGAUGUAGGCUGACCACAGUGUAUGGUAGCACUUGUGUGGCUAACUCGAAGAAAACAUGCUGCUCCACUUGUGAUAAUCGGCCUGACAGUGAAUACCAUUUACAUCAGUCUGCAUUGAACUAUAAGGACGUUUUAUGUUGCAAUACAUUGUUUGAAUGAAUUGAUGUAGCAGGUUGCAGAUAGACAAGAAAUGGUGCAGUCAAAACGAACGUUGAUAAAUAUCUAUAAAUGAUUGUUGCUGUCAAACUGAAAUAGCUAUUGGUACCUGUUAUGCUAUGUGGAUUGACCAAUGUAUCAUAAGCGAAGCUAGUUAAAAUCUGAAAACUGACAUACAGGCCAACCAUGUUAUCAAUCUUUUCAUACUUGUUAUCAUGAUAGGUGUCGCUAUUUUGAGUUUAGGCUAGUGCAUAACAUGAUAUUUGUGUCAGCAAUCCAUUUACUCAGCUGUUGAUUGUUCAGUUUCAAUAUAAGACGUCUAUAUUCACUAAGAAGUAAAACCUCACAAAUCAGUGGAGGUAGUAAGUUUUGUCUGGGAAUGUGAAAUAUUACUCACAAUUCUUAAUUCAGGAUUUAUCCUGCCUUUAACUCAGACUGGAGUUGUAGGUCUAUAUCUCAAAGUUGCAUUGCAAUCUUUUCCUAACCAUUACUUGCCAUUGUUAUACAGACUUCCUUUUUUAUUUGGAGACAAUCAUUUGUGAAAUUCACCUAGAUACAGAGCUAGUUAUCAACAUUGGUCACUAUAAGUUGUAGUCAGUAGUUAGAGCAGUAUGAGUAAGGAACUGUCACUAAGUCAGACAGCUCAAUAUGUUGGGCCAUAUCGAAUGGAAAAAACACUGGGAAAGGGCCAGACAGGCUUGGUGAAGCUUGGAGUUCACUGCAUUACAGGACAGAAGGUAGCCAUCAAAAUAGUCAACAGGGAGAAGCUGUCAGAGUCCGUUCUGAUGAAGGUGGAGAGGGAGAUUGCCAUCCUGAAGCUGAUUGAGCACCCGCAUGUGUUGAAGCUGCAUGACGUUUACGAGAAUAACAAAUACCUGUACCUGGUGUUGGAGCAUGUGUCAGGUGGGGAGUUAUUUGACUAUCUGGUGAAGAAAGGUAGGCUGACACCUAAAGAGGCCAGGAAGUUCUUCCAACAAAUCAUAUCGGCCCUGGACUUCUGUCACAGUCAUUCUAUCUGUCACAGAGACCUGAAGCCAGAGAACCUGCUCCUGGAUGAGAAGAACAACAUCCGCAUCGCAGACUUUGGCAUGGCCUCCCUACAGGUGGGGGACAGCCUGCUGGAGACCAGCUGUGGAUCCCCACACUAUGCCUGUCCAGAAGUGAUCCGGGGAGAAAAGUAUGAUGGUCGAAGGGCAGAUGUGUGGAGCUGUGGAGUCAUCCUUUUUGCUCUGCUGGUGGGUGCCCUACCAUUUGACCAUGACAACCUGCGUCAGCUCCUUGAGAAGGUGAAGAGCGGGGUGUUUCACAUGCCUCACUUCAUCCCACCAGACUGCCAGGCACUGCUCAAAGGCAUGAUCGAGGUUGACCCCGACAAGAGACUUAAGCUAGAGGCCGUCCAGAAGCACUCCUGGUAUCAGUCGGGUUGUAACGAGCCAUGUCCCGAGCAGCCCCCUCCCAGGAGUGUGUGUAUGGGGCGCAUCCUGUAUUUGACCGAGCUGGACCCGGAUGUGCUGGACAGCAUGCACUCUCUGGGCUGCUUUAGAGACCGCGGGAAACUCACGCGCAACCUGCAGUGUGAAGAAGACAACCAGGAGAAGAUGAUCUACUAUCUCCUGUUGGACAGGAAGGAGCGUUACCCCAGUUACGAGGAUGAAGAUCUGCCGCCCCGAAAUGAUGUAGCGGACCCCCCUCGUAAGCGUGUGGACUCUCCCAUGCUGACACGUCACAGCCGCUGCCGCCCGGAGAGGAAGAGCCUGGAGGUGUUGAGUGUGACCGAGCAGUGGUCUCCCACCCCACCAUGCAGGGCCCUGGACACGGCCGCAAACAGCCAGAGGUCUCGCUCAGUCAGUGGGGCGUCCACCGGCCUUUCCUCCAGCCCUCUCAGCAGUCCCAGGGUUACUCCCCAGGGCUCUCCGCUGCCAACCCCCAUGGGCACCCCCGUACACCACCCCUCCUCCACCCCUCCCUCUAACUCUUCCUCCUCGUCCUCCUCCUUGCGGGUGGAGGGAGGUGGAGGGGUGGGUUCCCUGUCCCUGACUCCUCCCUCCAGCCCCGGAGGGGGCGGCAUGGCGGCUAGCAGCUCCGCCCACUGGAGGACCCGCCUCAACUCGUUCAAGAACAACCUGCUGGGCUCGCCCCGCUUCCACCGCCGCAAGAUGCAGGUGCCCACAUCAGAGGAUAUGUCCAGGCUGACCCCUGAGUCCAGCCCUGAGCUGGCUAAGAAGUCGUGGUUUGGGAACUUCAUCAGCCUGGAGAAGGAGGAGCAGAUCUUUGUGGUGAUCAGAGACAAGCCACUGAGCUCUGUGAAAGCAGACAUCGUCCACACCUUCCUCUCUAUCCCCUCCCUCAGCCACAGCGUCAUCUCCCAGACCAGCUUCAGGGCCGAGUACAAGAUUUCCGGUGGCCCCUCCGUCUUCCAGAAGCCUGUUAAGUUCCAGGUGGACAUUGCCUCCUCCGAGGGAGAGAGAGUGCAGGAUAGGGAGAAAACCGAGAGGAAAGGCAAGAGAGAGACAGGCAUCUACAGCGUGACAUUCACCCUCAUAUCAGGUCCUAGUCACAGGUUCAAACGAGUGGUGGAGACCAUUCUGGCCCAGCUUCACAGCUCCCAUGAUCAGCCCAUGGGGGUCUCUGACCCCUUCCCAGACGAGAAGAACAACCGGACCCACAGGACCCCCACUCGCCAGAACUCUCGCCGCUCCGAGGGCGGAGGUGAGCGGUGUGAGUGGGGCGAGAGAGGCGACGGAGGAGGUAUCGGAGGCAGUGGGGGGGUCCUACAACGCAGAGGCUCUGGGAAGGAGAGGACCCGACUACUGUCCUCCAACGGAACACAGUCCCAACCCUGAGAGAGAGAGAGAGAGAGAGAGAGAGACCAGUCGGGUAGCAGGUGUCCAAAUGCCAUUGGGGGAAAAAAGAAGACAAAUUGUCAAACAAAACCUCACACCCUCACAAACCAUGAUAUAUCUCCCAUUCUGCCUCGAGAAGAUGUCUCAACAAGUUGCUUUAAGCCUGAACACAAGCUGUCGUUUUUUCUGUUUUGAAAUUUACAUUAAUUCACUGAAUCAAGCAGACCAGUAAUAAAACAAACCCCCCAAAAAAUGUCAAAAGGGAUCCAUGGAUGAGCUAGACACAUCAUAGGUCAAACUAGGAACUUUGAAGAAGCUCUAGUUUGCAUACCAGUUAGCAAGUCAUUAUGCAAAAAUAUGUUUAAAGUGGCAAUAUGUAACUUUUAUUUGACCAAAUUCACAUAGAAAUGUGAGUUAUAGAUCUAUCAUUCUACUUGGAAGCAAGUCUAAGAAGCGGUAGAUCUGUUCUGUGUGCAAUUUCUAUGCUUCCCGUUCUUGAGUUUUGUUUUUUGUUUUUGCGUCUUUUACUUUUUUUUUUUUUUACUGUACACCAGCUUCAAGCAGCUGUUUAGAUGGUAACAUUAUUCUCUACAAGAUAGUAACUUAUUUUGUCACAUAAACUGAAAUUAGGCUAAAACUAUUAGAGUUUUAGCAACCAGGAAAAGGCAGAGUGAUAUCUGCAUAGUGCAACUUCAAUUUAGAUGAUAAGAUUUGCUAGCGUACCAUGGAUGGUCCCGGAAAUCGAACCCACUAUCCUGGCAUUACAAACGCCAUGCUAUACCAACUGAGCUACAAAGGACCAAGCCAAUAACUCAAGCCAAAAGAUAAGAACGGUUUGAACAAUCUUGUGACGGUUCUUAAAAAUAGACAAUGCCCCCCUCCCUUGUACCUUUACCCCUCAGCAGCAAAGGAAACCUGAUGAAUACCUUGAUGUGCCCAACAUUGUACAUACAUUUACUCAAAAGACAAUGAAAGACGAUGGAGACAUGUAGAACCCUCUUGCUUAUUAUCACAGACCACCCAUUCCAGAAGAUAGAACCUGCUGCCAAUUCAAUGAAUGAGUUUGACAACACCUAAAGAUCCUGCUUUAAAAUUGAGAAAUUAUGUCCUUGAAAAAAAUAAAUUUUAACUUUGUCUUCUGUUGUAAAGAAAUAGAAAUUAAGCUAAGUGAAUGUGAAGAAUAUUUUUUUAUUUAGGUUAAGUUAAGAUGAUUUAUAUAUUGAUUUCAUCGGAUGUCGACACUCAGCAAAGAUAUAGGAGAGAAGAAUGACAUCGGGAAGAAUUGACAUCUUGGACAUACAGUAUCUGCUCCAGCAUCUGAAUGUGGAACCCAAGCCGAUGGGAAUUUAAAAGGUCAGAACGAAGUUGCCAUUGAUGUGUUUUGGAAUUCUUUUUGUAUUUUCUUUUUUCUCAGAGUCAAAUACAGUGUAACCAAGAUUAAUUCGGCGGAAACCUGUGCUCUGAAGAAAAGUAUUUUUGAUUUGAUGAGAAAUAUGAAAUAUAUUUUCAAAGACAUGGGCAAACAGUUACAUGGAUUGGACUUCCACUGUUUGUCCGUGACUCAAUAAAAAGUGCAUUCCAGACCUAUGGAUCGGACAGACUCCAUUUGCUCUCUGAGCUUGUCUCAUAUUACCACAGUUCACAUAUUGAAUCCAAAUAUAGAUUUUAACAUUUAUUAAUCGAUGGACAUUCUCAAAAUGCUGACAUAUUACUCCUUGCUAUCCAAGACUUAAAAUAGGCAAACAAGUGAGUCCCGUCAACACCAAUGAACCAAGUGAUAUAUCCUCUGCACCCACGUCACCUUAUUAUCACCACUCAACAAGCAGAUGUAGUUUUUCUGAUUUUCAUGUAUUAUAACAGUAUUAUGUGAUAGAAACUAGACGCAUUACCAGUCUUCCUUACUGCACAAUAUACAACAGAUGCAGAAUGUUUCCUUGUAAUGUAUUUAUGUAUUUAUUUACUUGUUUUAUUUACUGUAUGUGUUUAUUGAUGCAUUAUUUAUUUAGGACAUUCAUAUUGCACCAACAAAUACUGUACCAGUAAAAGUUUGGACACACCUACUUAUUCCAGGGAAUUAUAGUGAAGACAUCAAAACUAAGAAAUAACAUGUAGUAACCAAAAAAGUGUUAAACAAAUCUAAAUAUAUUUUAGACUCUAAAUCUAAAAUAUAUUUUGAUUUGUUUAACACUUUUUUGCUUACUACAUGAUUCCAUAUGUGUUAUUUCAUAGUUUUGAUAUGUUCACUAUUAUUCUACAAUGUAGAAAAUAGUAAAUAUAAAGAAAAACCCUUGAGUGAGUAGGCGUUUCCAAACUUUUGACUGGUACUGUAUAUCAGGAUCUAAUGCACUUUAUAUCUUUGAUUUCUUUCUCUUUCCCAUGACACCAACAUUGUUUUAAGAUCAUGAACUUUGAACUGUUACAUUCCUUCCCACCUUUCUGUCUAAAUGUUAGUUUCUAUUGUAUGAGUUAGUUAUACACUGAGUAUACCAAACAUUAGGAACGCCUUCCUAAUAUUGAGUUGCACCCCUACUUUUGCCCUCAGAACAGCCUUAAUUCCUUGGGGCAUGGACUCUACAAGGUGUCGAAAGCGUUCCACAGGGAUGCUGGCCUAUGUUGACUCCAAUGCUUCCCACAGUUGUGUCAAGUUGGCUGGAUGUCAUUUGGGUGGUGGACCAUUAUUGAUACACAGAGGAAACUGUUGACCGUGAAAAACCCAGCAGUGUUGCAGUUUUUGACACAAACUGGUGCGCCUGGCACCUACUACCAUACCCCGUUCAAAGGCACUUAAAUCUUUUGUCUUGAACAUUCACCCUCUGAAAGGCACACAUACACAAUCCAUGUCUCAAUUGUCUCAAGGCUUAAAGGUCCUUCUUUAACCUGUCUCCUCCCCUUCAUCUACACUGAUUGAAGUGGAUUUAACACGUGACAAUAAGGGAUCAUACCUUUCACCUGGAUUCACCUGGCCAGUCUGUCAUGGAAAGAGCCGUUUUAAGAAAUGUUUUGUAUACUCAGUCUAUAUUUCAUUCUCUGUUCAGGGUCGUAUUCACUAGGAACGAAAUGGAAGCAAACGGGCGUUUUGUGUGCACUAAUGAAUACGACCCAGUUUUGAUAAUUGGAUUGUAAGAGUUGAGUCAAUGACUGAGUCGGGGGUUUAUAUUUCAGAUCUGUUGCACCACCUGUGACCAGGUUACAGGCAAAGAGAUGAGAGGGACUCUCUUCAAGCAUUCUGUAUAAAGUGACUGAGCCAGUAAUGAGCACAUUCCUCUGGCAAGCUCAGCUGUCCACAUUCAUUGACAGACACUAGCAACCAUCAUCAUACACCUUUCCUCAACAACAUCAAAACGCUCAUUCUGCUCCCAUGUCUUUCUUUAUGCUUUUCCCCUUGACCUGUCUGUCAGUCAUCACUUCUAGCAAUCACGUUGUGCAGAUCACUUGAUACCACUGUACAAGUUGGUGUCACUGUUGGUAUUUACCCUAUGAUUGUUCACUGUCAUCUUCAUCACCACGAUCAUCAUAUUCAUCAUCCUUAAUCUAGCUAAGAUUGUAAACUAUUCUCCAUUCCUAAGGGUCAGUAGAAUAAGGUGUUUUAAAAAAGAAAUGUCUAUCAUCAUUUCAAUAUCAAAGUGCACUAUGAUAACUAUUGCCUGUGAUAAAAAUAAAAAAUAAAUGAUGGUUGAAUUGAUGGUCAAAA
Salmo salar (Atlantic salmon) is the source of this 7075-nucleotide messenger RNA. RefSeq names its product serine/threonine-protein kinase BRSK2. The record is from RefSeq and is a predicted model, not a curated record. Gene Ontology annotation, cellular component: cytoplasm. Gene Ontology annotation, molecular function: protein serine/threonine kinase activity; ATP binding. NCBI's taxonomy places the organism in Eukaryota, Metazoa, Chordata, Actinopteri, Salmoniformes, Salmonidae. Gene Ontology annotation, biological process: protein phosphorylation; intracellular signal transduction.